Messenger RNA from Colletotrichum phormii, 985 nucleotides. RefSeq lists its product as uncharacterized. Lineage: Eukaryota; Fungi; Ascomycota; Sordariomycetes; Glomerellales; Glomerellaceae. The coding region runs from base 230 to 730 and encodes 166 amino acids. The transcript has a single exon. The record is from RefSeq and is a predicted model, not a curated record.
CUGGUGUUGGUAAGCGAUAUUCGAUGAACCCCCCUCCCUCCUCCUCGGUCAGUCCACUUCGACCGCCCGCCGCCGCCGUGAGCUUGGAAAUUCGAGGAGGGGCUCAUCCCCCGUCACGAAGCGACUCUGCAGACAAACAUCGCUCGCUCGUCUCCUCGCUUCGACGAUAUCGAAUUUAUCGAUUGCUUCUAGACUCGGGUCCGUUCUUUGUGAGCUCAUCGUAUCCGCCAUGACAUCCCAGACCCGAAAUAAGGUAAUCUGGAAUCCGGGAAAUGUUAUUGCUGGAAGUUGGACCAGUCAUUCAGCCCACGAGGAUGAGCCGCGGCGUAUGUGCGGACACGGAUACGUAGACGUUCCGCCGCCUCCGAUGAAAAGGGCGCCGCUUCUCAUCUUCCGGACACCGGCGAUGGAUAGACUACCUGCAUUGUUCAGCGCCUCGGAAAUCUUGAAAUCUCGACCUCGUCUUUCAAACUUCCUUGGCCAGGCUUGCAGCCAGCCCCAGUUGAGUGUGUGUGCCUGUCGAUCCCCAACGGAGGGCUCCAAGUUGUCAGCUGGCCCAUUCCUAGAUGGAAUUCUCCAGAGCCGCAAGCAAUAUCGAAUGAACGCCGCAACUUGGCUACAAUCCGAUGUACCAGAUGGUCCAUACAUCUCUCUUUCGCUUGUCGCAGGUACAUUCGAGACCAUCAUUGUCGGGGCCGGUCUGUGGUGCGAGUGUUUUCCGCCUGUAUGAGGGUGGUGGUCACCAGCGCGGGUUUCCCGACGCCCUGGCAGGUUUCAACAAGAACAUACUCAAACCGCAUCAGUCGUCAUCGGACUUCCAUCAUUAGGUUGUCUUGUCCCGGAAUUGGCGCGUCUUUCCCGCUUGUUCGUCUCGAGAUGUUGAAAAGGCAUGCUGAUACUCCCCUGCUCGAACACCGCCAAGACUUUUUGGACGUCGCUCUCGGGGAUGGUUCCAUUACUUAUUGCACCUCGCUUAUUGACAUCC